Messenger RNA from Cryptomeria japonica (Japanese cedar), 607 nucleotides. RefSeq lists its product as uncharacterized. The coding region runs from base 4 to 420 and encodes 138 amino acids. The record is from RefSeq and is a predicted model, not a curated record. NCBI's taxonomy places the organism in Eukaryota, Viridiplantae, Streptophyta, Pinopsida, Cupressales, Cupressaceae. The transcript has 3 exons.
UUGAUGGCCAGCGGUACCGUGCUUUGUGCCAUCCUCUUUGUUUCCUGGGUGAGAAAUACUGAUCAUGGGAAUCAAAUCACUUGGACCAAGACCCAGAUAUGUGUUACUGAUCAAAGCAGAGUACUGAGAUGCAAUGUAUUUCAGGAUUCAAGCUUAAUGAUCAAUAAGAAUGAAGUAUGUGGCAGCUCUAUUUCUUCAGGGCCUUCAAUAGAUCCAGUUUUGGUGAGGUAUGAUGUUGAAUGCGAGGCACAAAAGGGGCUGAAGAAAAGAUGGACUAGUUUGGAAGAAAGAAAUCAACCCCAUGGGCUGCUCUUAAGUGUCUCAGUAUUCCUCUUCAAGCAGAUUCUCUGUAUAAGAAUGCUACUACAUAUGUAUUUGCUCAUUGUCAUGGUAGUGCCCAAAUCCAAACUAUAUUUCUGAAGGAAAAAAGAGAGUUGCUGAUUAUCAAAAGCAAAUGGAAACACGUGUAUCUACCGUGCAUUAUAAAUUAUCUUAGAUGGUGCCGUCUUACAUGAAGUCUAGUUGGAUCUGUAUUGCAACAAAAUUUCACUUGUAAAUAAAAUUGCCCUGCUCUUUUCCUUCUGCAGAAGAGGCUGUUUUUGUUUCA